ACAACCCCAGACCGCGCCUGGCGUGAUCCCCUAUCUCCUCCCCAUGGCAACGGCUGAGCCGCCUCGUCCAGCCACCGGGCUGUCAGAGCGCCCGACGUCACGGUGUCACGUGCCCGGCUCGACCCACGUGGUCAGGGGGAAAGCGUGCGCCCCGCGCUCCUCCCCCUCUCCUCCCAGGUCAGUUGUGGCAGAGUUCGGAGCAGGCUGGAGGUGUACAUGACACCGGCUGGGGGUCGCUGAACCAUGCUGCGCCAUGACGGCAGGAAGGUGGCCAGGAAGUCCUCUCUGGACGGGCAGUGCUGGGAGGAAGCGGAGGCUCGAGGCAGACUGUUCGCCAGUAAGAGCCUGCACAGAGGGGAGAGCUCCAGGAGGAGCACCGAGUCUGAAGUCUAUGAUGAUGGGACCAACACUUUCUUCUGGAGAGCUCACACUUUAACAGUGCUUUUUAUCCUGACGUGCUCCUUGGUAUACGUCACAUUACUUGAAGAGACUCCCCAAGACACAGCCUACAAUACAAAAAGAGGAAUAGUGGCCAGCAUACUGGUGUUUCUAUGCUUUGGUGUCACACAAGCAAAAGAUGGACCAUUUUCAAGACCACAUCCAGCUUACUGGAGAUUCUGGCUCUGUGUAAGUGUGGUGUAUGAGCUGUUCCUCAUCUUCAUUCUUUUUCAGACUGUACAUGAUGGGAGGCAGUUCAUGAAGUAUAUUGACCCCAAAUUGGGUGUUCCUCUCCCAGAAAGAGGUUAUGGUGGAAAUUGCCUUAUCUAUGACCCUGGCAAUAAGACUGACCCUUUUCACAAUUUAUGGGAUAAGGUGGAUGGAUUUGUACCUGCUCAUUUUCUUGGUUGGUACAUAAAAACACUAAUGAUAAGAGACUGGUGGAUGUGUAUGAUGAUCAGUGUGAUGUUUGAGUUCCUGGAAUACAGCCUGGAGCACCAGCUGCCCAAUUUUAGUGAAUGCUGGUGGGAUCAUUGGAUAAUGGACGUUUUGGUUUGUAAUGGAUUUGGAAUUUACUGUGGUAUGAAGACCCUUAAGUGGCUGUCUAUGAAACCUUAUAAAUGGCAGGGCCUGUGGAACAUUCUAUCAUACAGAGGCAAAAUGAAGAGAAUUGCCUUCCAGUUCACGCCCUAUAGUUGGGUAAAGUUUGAAUGGAAGCCGGCUUCGAACCUGCGAAGAUGGUUGGCAGUUUGCGGUAUUAUAUCUGUAUUUUUACUGGCAGAACUAAAUACAUUUUACCUAAAGUUCGUCCUGUGGAUGCCUCCAGAACACUAUCUGGUCUUGUUGCGGCUGAUCUUUUUUGUGAACGUGGGAGGUGUUGCCAUGAGAGAGAUCUAUGACUUCAUGGAUGACUUGAAGCUCCACAAAAAGUUGGGCCAGCAGGCAUGGAUGGUGGCUGCUAUCACCGUCACAGAAUUCCUCAUAGUGGUAAAAUACGACCCUUACACCUUAACACUACCCUUACCAUCCCAUGUAACGCGGUGUUGGAUUCUGGGUAUAGUUCUUGUCCUCCUGUGGACGGCAUGGCGUUUCUUUAUCAGAGACAUUACACUACGCUGCAAAGAAAUCCGUCGGCAGAGACAAGAGUACAGAGUGGACGAUGAUACGUUACAGAGGAACGGUGAUGCAAAUACCGAAAGGAACUUGCCUAAACCCAAAAACCAAUGAGGUUCGCCAUACCAACUAUCCCACGCUCUGUCUUUCCACCCUACCCACCGUUACUGAACAUGAAUUGUACUUUUUAUAUUUUAAUGUAUUGGAUACUUCUGCUAUUUAAAAA
Molecule: messenger RNA, 1777 nt
Organism: Nanorana parkeri
Lineage: Eukaryota; Metazoa; Chordata; Amphibia; Anura; Dicroglossidae
Gene: PTDSS2
Product: phosphatidylserine synthase 2
Exons: 12
Coding region: 244-1665 (473 amino acids)
Biological process (GO): phosphatidylserine biosynthetic process
Molecular function (GO): L-serine-phosphatidylethanolamine phosphatidyltransferase activity
Source: RefSeq, a predicted model, not a curated record